This is a messenger RNA of Miscanthus lutarioriparius, 663 nucleotides long. The record is from the annotation of a GenBank genome assembly. NCBI's taxonomy places the organism in Eukaryota, Viridiplantae, Streptophyta, Magnoliopsida, Poales, Poaceae.
AUGGACCUCGACGCCGACAUGAUCCCGACCUCCCCCUCCGCCGACUCCUCGCUCUCCUCCUCCGACCUCGACACCGAGGUAGUAGCUAUACUCACCCUCGUCCAGUCGACGGGGUCCUUCUUCCCGGACCGGAGCACGACGCUGGGCACACUGAUGGGCGUGUCAGCGUUCGGCGAGCGGCGGGCAGCGAGGGCGCCGGCGGCGGCGGGCGAGGAUACGGCGGAGGGAGAGCAGCGCGCGGCGCCGGACAGGGAGGAGGCGAGGAGCGGCGUGGACGUGUGGCGGCGCCGUCGGAGUCGGCGGCGGCGGCACGGCCGCGGGCGCAGCAGCCUGGGCGGGAGCUGGUGGCGGCUGUGCCGUGACCACGGCGACGGCGGCGGGCCGCCGACGUCGCUGGGCGAGAUCCUGGACAUGGAGCGGCAGCUCGCGGGCGCGAACUUCCUCUGCGACGACGGCGGCACCGGCGCCUCGGGGCGCGAGACGGCCGUGGCCGCCACGGCGCUGUUCGAGGACGGCAGAGUGCGGCCUCCGCAGCAGCCCGCGGAGGAGAGGGGCAGGUGGCGGCUGCUGCGGGCGUCGGAAGGCUCGUCCUCGACGACGACGUCGUCCCUGGCGCGGCUGCCAGUGCUGCUCACCGGCAUCUGCAGCGGCGGAGCGGGGUAA